AUGGUUCGGCCUGAUCGCCAGCUCCAACCGCACAGUUCACUUCAAAGCAACAUCAUCGGAAAUGUCAACCACGCGACCGUCAUAUCGACUGUCUUCGCCCUCAUCAUCAUCAACAAGGCGGGCGGCCUGAUCUACAACCGGACCUUCCACGAGGGCGGUCUCAACAAGAUCAGCACCAACGACUACCUCGUUCUCGCGGGAACCUUUCACGGUGUCCACGCCAUCACCGCCCGCCUCAACCCUCUCAAGCCCAUCACCAACCCCAACCGCACCUCCACCACAUCCACCUUCCCCUCCUCCACCCCCAACCCCAACACAGGCACCCCCAACCCAUCCGCAACACCCAACUCCUCGGUCCCCUCGGUCCCCUCCACCAGCGGCGGCAGCUACCUCACCCGCCCCGACCCCCCAGCAGGCCUCGAAGUGCUCGAGACCGAAAACUUCCGCAUGCAAUGCUUCACCACGCUGACGGGCACCAAAUUCCUGCUGUUCACCGACACGACGCAGGCGAAUGUGGAUCUGACGAUGCGGCGGGUGUAUGAUAUGUAUGCGGACUAUGUGAUGAAGAAUCCGUUUUAUCAGUUGGAGAUGCCGGUGCGGUGUGAUAUGUUUGAGAGGAAGUUGGGGUCGUAUAUUCGGGAGAUUAAUAACAGGUAG
Dichotomopilus funicola is the source of this 657-nucleotide messenger RNA. Its product is annotated as trafficking protein particle complex subunit 4. Gene Ontology annotation, biological process: endoplasmic reticulum to Golgi vesicle-mediated transport. NCBI's taxonomy places the organism in Eukaryota, Fungi, Ascomycota, Sordariomycetes, Sordariales, Chaetomiaceae. Gene Ontology annotation, cellular component: TRAPP complex. Bases 1 to 657 code for a protein of 218 amino acids. The record is from RefSeq and is a predicted model, not a curated record. The transcript has 3 exons.